AUGACUCGUAGUCAAAAUAUUCGUAUCUAUCGCGCGUGCCAACGGUGUCGUCAGCGGAAACUCAAAUGUGAUCCCUCUAACUUGUCCGAUGGGACAAACCCUUCCUGCAUCCAGUGCCUCCGCUCCGGCAAUGAGUGCAUUCUUGCCGGGUCACGGCGUGGGGGCGACUUCUCGCAGUUUCGAUACUCACGCAGGGGGCAAAGCUCUACGCCAACCCUUAGUAGGGCUAACAUAGGCCAUGGACUACAUGACGAGCAAAGUAGAGAUGAUGAAAAUGCUAUCGAAGAUCCAAUCUACGCCGAGUUAACUAAUCCAGGUGAUGCACUCCAGAUCCUUGCCCAACUUGCAGCGAAUGACCCCCAAGUUCCCAAUCACCCUAAUGACUCUACAACCUUCGAUCCUUUCCCGGUGACUCCAUCCGCCAAGCGAUCAGGGACGGACACUACCUUCAAGAUGGGUGGUCAGGUUGAGUCCAUGCAGCCUCCUGUUUUACAGUCAACAUUGUCCGAGACAGAAACAUUAGUGAUCGGAGUGUUAGGCACAGAUACCGCGAGCCGUCUAGUACAUCACUACGCGGCAAAUUACCACACUUUCUGUCCCCUCGCACCGAAAGGGCUUCUGGCGACGACGGAUCCGCGUAAGGCAGCGGUAGACGAGCCAUUCCUGCUGACAGUGCUUCUCACCAUUGCAUCUAAAGAUGAGCCCACAUGUAAAGAUAUCCACCAAUAUUGCUGGAAGCAUAUCAAGCGGCACUUGUUAGAUAUACUACUCGCCACGCCAUCCACUCUAAGGGUCGGGUCUGUGGAAGGUCUCCUGCUUCUUGCGGAGUGGGUUCCUUAUAUGCAACUCGAAACCUGUUCCUAUCCUAACAUGUUCCCGAGGAACCUGAGCGCUGUCGAGGAUAAUAUGGCCUGGUCACUUAUUGGUCAGGCAGUGAGGCAUUCUUACCUCCUGCGUCUAGACAAGGCAUCCUUUCGGGAGACGGCUGUUGGCGAAUCCCAAGAACUCGAGAAUCGAAAUCUCUUAGCGUGGAUAUUUGUAUAUAUAUCCGAUCGACAGAUCUCCGUCCGUAUGGGACAGUCAUUCUGGUCCCGUGGGCCAUCGCUCUCGACGAAUUUUACAGCCAAUGACUUUCCAAGUCUACGGCUAGGGGCAGACGCAGAGCAUAAAUAUUCACAUGUGUUGCAAGCCACCAUUGAGCUCACGCAGCUGCUCCACAAUGUGCAUGACACUCUGUACGCGUCCAAGGAGCGAACGACUCAAAUGGUUCGACGAGGGGACUACAAUCGCUAUCUAGAUGAUUUUCGACACUCCAUGUCGGCGUGGAAAGAUCGCUGGGAUGGUCUCGAGACAUCUCCCAAGCUGAACUGCACUCUGCGUAUUUUCAAGGAAGCAGUUCCCCACAACCGCCCUCCGGGGGAGAACCGGACAACGACUUUGGGGACAAGAGGAGCCCCUUCGCUAUUUCCACGGGGUAUCAUGUCGACCCCAGAGGGUGCAUAUGUGCUCGAAGCGGUAGAUGCAGCUCGGGAGAUCCUGACAAUAACCGUCCAGACAACAUCUCAAGCGCAGAUUCGCUAUAUGCCGUUCCGCUUCUAUAUGUAA
Molecule: messenger RNA, 1605 nt
Organism: Penicillium expansum
Lineage: Eukaryota; Fungi; Ascomycota; Eurotiomycetes; Eurotiales; Aspergillaceae
Product: Zn(II)2Cys6 transcription factor
Exons: 5
Coding region: 1-1605 (534 amino acids)
Biological process (GO): DNA-templated transcription; regulation of DNA-templated transcription
Cellular component (GO): nucleus
Molecular function (GO): DNA binding; zinc ion binding; DNA-binding transcription factor activity, RNA polymerase II-specific
Source: RefSeq, a predicted model, not a curated record